Messenger RNA from Gadus morhua (Atlantic cod), 2582 nucleotides. RefSeq names its product profilin-2. Gene Ontology annotation, cellular component: cytoplasm. Gene Ontology annotation, biological process: regulation of actin filament polymerization; actin cytoskeleton organization; positive regulation of actin filament bundle assembly. The transcript has 3 exons. Gene Ontology annotation, molecular function: actin binding. The coding region runs from base 183 to 602 and encodes 139 amino acids. Lineage: Eukaryota; Metazoa; Chordata; Actinopteri; Gadiformes; Gadidae. The record is from RefSeq and is a predicted model, not a curated record.
CUGCCCGACCGGCGUGGCUUCUCUUCGCUGCCCAUACCCAGAAGAAAGCCGGGACGUGACGAGCUGGGAUUUGCUGAAGGCCUUUGUCCAUUGACAAUCCAGCUUGCUCGCAACACUCCGUUCGAGAGGACUUGUGACUUAUUUGACCAACACAUUUUCAUCUUUGAACUAAUUUCGCAAACAUGUCCUGGCAAAGCUACGUGGAUAACCUGAUGGCUGAUGGCACCUGCCAGGACUCAGCCAUUGUUGGAUACACGGACGCCAAAUACGUCUGGGCAUCGGCUCCUGGUGGGGUCUUUGUUAACAUAACGAGUCAAGAAAUCGACGGGGUAGUUGGGAAGGAUCGCGAGGCAUUCUUCACCUCCGGGCUGACCUUAGGCACCAAGAAGUGCUCUGUCAUCAGGGACAGCCUCAACGCUGAGAACGAUUGGACGAUGGACGUCCGGACAAAGAGCGUUGGGGGAGAGCCAACAUACAACAUUUCCAUAGGCAAAGCCGGCAGAGCGAUGGUUUUAAUCAUGGGAAAAGAAGGUGUCCACGGCGGUCAGCUCAACCAGAAAGUGUUUUCGAUGGCCGAUCACCUGAGGAAGUCUGGAUUCUAAAGCGGCCUGUACUACCACGCCACCUAGCAGCCCACUCUAAGCCACCACUCCCACUUAACCUACUUCCUAGAUGCUUCUUUUCCUGUCUUCUUUCCCCACGUUAUUUUCAGGACAUUUUUAUUUUAUUUUUUUUACUUUCAUUGUGUCUUCACCCCCCUCUCCUCCCCGUCCUCCCCUCCACCUCUUCUCUUAUUCGUCCUCGAGUCGUGUCGACGCGUCCACACCUAAGCCCUACUCCAGCAGCACUGUCGCGUCGCCACGACGGGAGCACGGACGCCACGACCUCCCCAUCAGGAUUUAACCCGAGAACAGUGCAACAUCUGGACCGACCAUCCGCGGAGAAAAUGCUCACCUAACACAAAAAAAAAAAAAGAAGACGCUAAACUUAAAAUUAACGGAAGAGUUCGUUUUGAUCCUUUAACGGUUUUGGUUUCUCUGAAGCAGUGGCGAGCAUUAGUUCGCCCCCGGCCCCCCCUCUUCCCCACCCCAAGCGGUCAUCGCCCCCCUUCGGAGCACUUGGGUGGUUCUAGAGCGCUCAGAAUGUCUUCCCCUUUUCUAGAGCAUGUUUGAGAGGGGGAGGCCUGCAUGCAUGCAUAUCUUUAACCCGACGGUCCCCCUCCCCACCCUGGACCCAGGCUCCCCUGCCAAAACGCCCCCUUCCCUUCUCCUGGCCUCCCAUCCUGUUUGGUCACACUAGGUAAAACUUCACAGGAGACCCGCUCCCUGUCUGCAUUAAUCACACAUCCCCCGCCCCCCUCCUUCUCCCUACGUCCCUUUAGUCCUUUCCAGCUCUCCCCCCCCCCCCCCCCCCCCCUUCACCCUUGCUACUAUUGCUCAGUUUUAUAGGGGGUGGCAGGGUUUGUGAAUGGAUUACUGCUGUUCUGUAUCAUGAGCUGAAUACGCAGGAGUUGCUGUCACUGGGCUGCAGCAAGAAGCUACUUCCACUCAAGCCUUUGGCAUUGCCUCCCUGGCCACACAAGCCCAUGGACAUUCCAUCUUAAAAAUGGCUCAGACCCAAUUGUUUGCCAGCUCCUGUAAUAUAAUUUCCUUUUAUUUUCUUUUGUAAAAGGCUGUGAUUUGUUUUUGGGACAGUAGAUAUUGGAUAAUAACAAUGUGGAGCACAUCCCAUUUAAACAAAUAUAUAUUCUCCGUAGGACCAAUUUGACCAAUCACAGCCUCAGUGUUUUCAUUGGCUCUUAAAUGAUUGUGAAGGAACACUGCUAACCUGUAUUCUGAAGACUGCAAAACCACUCAAAUCCUGUCUAUCACGUGUUUUAAAUUGCUACGGUGCAGGGGAUUUUGUCUAAUGACUGAAAAUUGGCUAACUCAGUGUCGCGAUGUCUUUUUUAAUUUAAAUUAAGAACAAAAUGACAAAUGAAACCAAUGCUGUGUAAUAAACUGAAGUUUAAAAUGCCACGCACUGGAGUCCUCCAGUUGUGGCAAGUUAAGUCUGUCAUGCUUGGUACGACUAAAUUAAUAGUCUUGAAUGAAGGAUAAAAAACAAAAACUUAAGGUAGAACAUUAUGGAAAGGAUUCACAUUCAGUGGCGGAAGGAAUCGGUUGGAAUAAGGUCUCUUUUUGGUUGUCUUGUCAAAUCACAAAGCCCACAGAACCUGUGUACCCUGUGCCAUAAAAGUAGAGAGAUGUGUUGCUGUUGUAAGAUGGAUCCUUUAACCCACAGUCCAUUCAAUAGUCAAUUCAUUGGCACUUAUCUUCUCUCGCUAUCUGUCUUUAUGGAAUUCUUUUUUUUUUUUGCAUCAACUCCACUGCCUAGGCCUUGUGGGAUAUGUAUAGUCAUGAAACCCCCUUUUUCUGUUAAAUUUCUCUUCCCUGCCCCCAGCACUCAUUUCUUUUCAUUUUACAUCUUGAAUACAGACCCUUAACUGCAUCUGAUUUCAUAUGCAUAAAACCAAGAAAUGCCAUAAAAUUGAUUUUAUCACCUUGUUUACAGACAGAUCAAAUAAAUUUAUUCCAACCAGA